Messenger RNA from Trichomonas vaginalis G3, 456 nucleotides. RefSeq lists its product as uncharacterized. The record is from RefSeq and is a predicted model, not a curated record. Bases 1 to 456 code for a protein of 151 amino acids. The transcript has a single exon. NCBI's taxonomy places the organism in Eukaryota, Parabasalia, Trichomonadida, Trichomonadidae.
AUGUUAGAUGAAAUUCAUAGACAAGAACGUGAAGAGAUGGAAAAGAAACUUCAAGCAAAAGAUGAAGUCAUUGAAGCAAAAGACAAAAACAUACAGAAAAGAAUACCACGUUCGGUACCAAAAGGAAAGGAAAAGAACUAUAAGUAUAUGAUUUACACUGAAGAGAUGGAAAAUGAAGAAGACAGAGAUAUGGUUAUGUUGCAUUUAGUCAGAAGAAACAACAAAAGCUUUUACGACCUUGCUAAGAUUUACAAAUCUGACAGAAAUUGGUUCUAUCGCGAAAACUUACCGAUUUCAAUGACACCAAAUGAAGAUGUUAAACAGAUAGUUCAAGAUACGUUACCUCAAACACACUAUGAUAUGAAAGGUUGUACAAUACUUACAUUCAAAGAAGAUUUACCGCUACUGAAGGAAAAGAUAACAGAGUAUUUUGACAACUUCAAAGAAGAAGAGUAA